Molecule: messenger RNA, 252 nt
Organism: Paramecium octaurelia
Lineage: Eukaryota; Ciliophora; Oligohymenophorea; Peniculida; Parameciidae
Source: the annotation of a GenBank genome assembly
AUGGAGAAUGAAAUCACAAAGAUGGAAUAUAAUUAGCUUCAAAAAGAGGCUAAUUAAUGUAUGGAGAACAUUUUGUUUCUGGCAAUAGAUAAAAAGUAGUAACCCAAUGUAAAAUCGGAGGAAUAUUAGAGAUGCUAAAGAUUAGUAGCAGAAUUCAGAAAAUAAUUCAUUGAGCACAUGGCAAAGACUUUGAAUUUGGAUGAGAAGUCUGUUUAGCACAUAAAUUCUUAAAUGAACAGCAAAUAAAACUGA